AACCUGUCGGAAUGAGAGUAAUAAUUCGUACUCUUAUCGGUGACGAACGAAAAUCCGCGCUUCUCAACUGGUCGCGUUGAAGCUUGACAGUAUCGGUGUCGUGAUAGCGACGUCCUGAUCCAACUGGAAGAUUUGGGAGGCUUCGAGCUCCGAUAAGUUUCGGCAUUCUUGAUAAAUCAUUACGCGCGCGCGCACGUACGAACGCAUCUACACAAUAAAGAGGGGGAAAAAAAGAGAUAGAGAGAAUAGUUCCGCCAGACUGGACUACUGGACGCCAGCACCAUGCAGUAAUUCGAUUCGUUUAGUUCCAUUUGAUCGUCGCGUGGACGUGUUGAACUGUCUUCUUCAAUGAAUUGAUAAGGUUAAAGGACAAAGUAUGCGUUGGUUAUUACACCUGUGUGCCCUCGUGCUCUUGCUGGCGUACAGUCACGAGGUGGACGACAACGACGUAGCGCCGUUUACCAAAUUCGGCGCAAAAACCGGGCCAACUCUGAGGUUCUUCUAUUGCUACUCGUGCGGCUAUAGAAAAGCAUUCGAACAGUAUGUAACUAUUCUUAAGCAGAAGUACCCAGAGCUUCAUGUCGAAGGUGAAAACUUCAACCCACCGGGUCAUAAUAUGUUGAUUGCAAAAGCACUGGGAACGCUAAAAAUCCUGAUAAUACUGCUGGUUGUGAGUGGCACCAGCUUUGGCAUGCCAGCAACAUCGAUAUGGCAGUGGUGUCUAAAUAAUCGCUUUUAUUCCUGUAUAUUGAUUUUCCUGAUUGGCAAUGCUAUAGAAAGUCAGUUGAUCUCAUCGGGUGCAUUUGAAAUACAUUUCAAUGACGUUCCUGUUUGGUCAAAACUUGAAACUGGUAGGAUACCUCAACCACUGGAAUUGUUUCAAAUAAUUGAUUUUCAUUUAGAUAUGCAAUUCUCAGAAAUGGAUGGAGGAAAAAUCAAGUUCCAGACGUAAAACAUAACAUUUCUUCACAUUUUGUAAUUAAUAAAAUUUAAAUCAUGCAUACCAUGUCAGGAAGUUUACUAAUGGUGUAAUGUGAUGAAAAUAUGUACAAAAAGUAUGUUUGUUAAAUAUGUAAGGUCUUUAAUGUACGUUUUAUCAUAGAACACAUAAUUCCAAUAAGAUACGAACAUAUACAUAUACGUAAUUAAAAUAAAACUGUUACCAAAAU
Molecule: messenger RNA, 1169 nt
Organism: Monomorium pharaonis (pharaoh ant)
Lineage: Eukaryota; Metazoa; Arthropoda; Insecta; Hymenoptera; Formicidae
Gene: SelT
Product: thioredoxin reductase-like selenoprotein T homolog CG3887
Exons: 4
Coding region: 377-952 (191 amino acids)
Biological process (GO): cell redox homeostasis
Cellular component (GO): endoplasmic reticulum membrane
Molecular function (GO): thioredoxin-disulfide reductase (NADPH) activity
Source: RefSeq, a predicted model, not a curated record